CCUCAUUUUAUUUCUUGAAUGUCAAAAAAGAAUCUAACGCAACAUUACGAAAAAAAUCGAAAAAGUGAAUCAAAAUAUUUCCAAACCUUAUGCGUUCAAAAAAUUUCACAUUGUCGGAAAUUGUGUCACAUUGAUUUAUUUCAAAUAUUAAAAUAAAGUUAAACGAAAGAUGUUGUCACGUUUAAUUGUACAAUCGCAGCCAAUGAUAUCUAUGUCAUUAACGGGACGACCAUCAUUCAUCCGGAAUCAAAUUGCACGUCAAUUUCAUCGGCGUGACACUAUGACACGAGCUCAAAGAAUCGAACAAAAUUAUACAUCACGCCAAAGACAAACUCUGAAGGAGAAAGUUAUGACGCCAGCUGGACCAAAUGCAUUCGCGAUUGGGAAGGGUGCCUUACUGGGCGGUUCGGCUCUUGGUCUAGGCGCACUGUGCUUCUAUGGACUUGGCAUCACCAAUAACUCUACAAAUAUUUUGAAUAACUCUAUGGCUUGGCCUGAGUAUGUUCGCGAACGCAUACAUGACACCUAUGCUUAUUUUGGUGGAUCGAUUGCAAUAACCGCUGCCAGCGCUGCAGCUAUAUUUCGCACUCCAGCUUUAAUGAAUAUAUUUGCACAGGGCAGCUGGAUUUCAUUGAUAGCCACCAUUGGUUUAAUGAUGGGAUCGGGAAUGAUUGCACGUGCAAUUCCAUAUGAAGAAGGAUUUGGAAUAAAACAAAUUUCCUGGAUUACACAUUGCUCCGUUAUGGGUGCUGCUCUUGCUCCUCUUUCAUUUAUUGGUGGAGGAAUUCUACUACGUGCUUUAUGGUAUACAGCCGGUGUAGUUGGUGGACUUUCUGUGUGCGCUGUGUGUGCCCCAAAUGAUCGGUUUUUAUUCAUGGGAGGUCCACUUGCAAUCGGACUGGGUGUCGUAUUUGCUUCUUCUCUUGGUUCAAUAUUCCUAUCACCCUCCACUGCACUAGGGGCUGGACUUUAUUCAAUGUCUUUGUAUGGUGGUCUUUUGCUUUUUAGUGCUUUCUUGUUGUACGACACACAACGAAUUAUUCACAAAGCUGAAACACAUCCAAAUUCAAACUAUGCGGUGCAAAAAUUUGAUCCGAUCAAUGCAGCGAUUUCUAUCUAUAUGGACACUUUAAACAUCUUCAUUCGACUUGUGAGCAUUCUGGCUGGACAAGGUGGAAGUCGUCGAUGAUAAAUAAAUUUAAAAAAAGUGUAUAUCCGUUACUUGAAAUAAAUCAAUCAAAAAUGUGUUUCAAGUU
This is a messenger RNA of Contarinia nasturtii (swede midge), 1256 nucleotides long. RefSeq names its product growth hormone-inducible transmembrane protein-like. NCBI's taxonomy places the organism in Eukaryota, Metazoa, Arthropoda, Insecta, Diptera, Cecidomyiidae. The transcript has 6 exons. Gene Ontology annotation, cellular component: mitochondrial inner membrane. The coding region runs from base 170 to 1189 and encodes 339 amino acids. The record is from RefSeq and is a predicted model, not a curated record.